AUGACAGCUGUAGUGUUCUCAGCUCCUGCAAGCAAGUGUUCAUCUCAAGGACAAAACACCAUAUUAAAGCUUCCCGGUGAGGUGAAGUGGUUGAAGUUCAACUUCAGGAAUGACGGCUUCUACAUAGUGCAUUAUGAUAUGGAGGGGUGGAAGGCCUUGAUUGAUGCUUUGAAUGGGGACAUAAAUGUCCUCCCCUGUGAAGACAGAGCAGCUCUCAUCAAUAAUAUCUUUGCUCUCUCCAGAUUGGGAAGGGUGUCCUUCAGGCAGGUCUUAAACCUAAUGGAUUACAUCAGAAACGAGAACGAGACAGCUCCUCUGACUGAAGCUCUCUUCCAGCUUGAUCAGAUUUACAGAUUGCUGGACAAAAGAUCAGAAUUGAACUUGGUGUCUAGAAUGACGAGUUACAUCGACUCCCAUUUUGGAAGUUUGAUGGAGAGUCAGUCAUGGGAACUGGAAACUUCUGUGUCGAAGAUAACGCUUCGGUCCGCCCUGCUGGAGAUGGCAUGUUCCCUCAAUAGACUCAACUGCACAACACAGGCCAAACAUCUAUUUGAUCAGUGGGUCCAUUCCAACAAGACUUCUCCGAUCCCAGUGAUCUCAUGAGAACAGUCUUCAAAGUUGCUGCCCAAACAGAUGACGG
Messenger RNA from Pimephales promelas (fathead minnow), 640 nucleotides. Lineage: Eukaryota; Metazoa; Chordata; Actinopteri; Cypriniformes; Leuciscidae. The record is from RefSeq and is a predicted model, not a curated record.